AUGACCGACUUUACAAGACAAACGAGUACGACAGCCGUCAGGAAAACGGUUCCCGCAGAGGAACGGAACUUGUUUCAGGAUUUCCUAACAGAUCGUAGCACGAUUCUCGAAGACAUCAGGGAAUUUUUGAGCGUGGUUUUAAUGUAUUGUUUGAACAUGGAAGAUGAAUUGGAUUGUCCUCGAGAUGUCAUUGCUACUAAAAAUGUAUCCUCUUUGAUCGAAUCGUUGUGUCUAAUACAUGGUUUAUACGGCUAUCCGGCGAAAUCAAACUCUUCUGAGAACACAGGUAUAUAAUUGGAAAACUGGUUUAAUCUCUUUAUUGCAGGAGGAGCUGCAAACGUGCUUUUUUUUGCGAUACGGUAAUGUUGUUAUAUAUUGACGAGAAAAUACAGAUUUUCAAUUCGGCGCUUUUACUGCAUAGAUUACAGUUCAAUAAUUGCUGUUCAAUGAUUUUUAAUUUUACCCUGCCGCAAAUCGUUAUUUCUUUGUUCCCUGAGCGGUAGUGUGAAAAUGACUUCGACGCAAAAGAAAAUACUACGGUACGUUACGAUACGAUUUUUCGAAGUGGAAAACAGGCUUUAGGUGUGGCUAGCUGAACCGAAACUUAUAAUGAAAUGACUUGAGGUUAAUUUAGCCCUUUUAUACAGUUGUAAUGUUGUCCUUAAAUGUCUUUAAUCGUUAUAUAGGAGUAAAUAAACGCGCCGUUAGAGAUAUAUUGAGUGAGAUUGAAGAGAAAAACAAAGAAAAUGUAACGAGAAAGUUUG
Messenger RNA from Paramuricea clavata, 764 nucleotides. The record is from the annotation of a GenBank genome assembly. Lineage: Eukaryota; Metazoa; Cnidaria; Anthozoa; Malacalcyonacea; Plexauridae.